CUGUCUGGAGUAGAGCGGAGAGAAUGCAGAUUGUACUUUUAAACGCCAUUUCGAGUUUUGAGGAACCAAUUGGGGAUUUUAAUGGUGUCGCACAUAUAUGGGAUAUCUCGAAAGUGCCCGUUCUGCGUCUAUGAAUCCAAAUUAAAUAGAAUUGUGAUCGACUGAAUUAUGGAAUAAUUGUGCCAUCAUUCGCAAUUAGUAGCUAGCUAACAAAGCGCCUUGGUCAUAAUACAACGAAAACUAGUCUUCGUUUAGGCUUUCAUGGCAUAUGAUGGAUUUCAGGUGAAGUCAAGUACAACAAAAUAUUUUGUGGAAUCGUUUGCUUUAUGUAGUUAUGUAUUGCUAACGGAACAAGGAAACUACAUCGAACAGGAGCACAACAAAGGACUCGUGCAGUGCAGUCUCGCGAGCAACCGUUAGAGGAAGGAGCACAUUUUGGCAGUUGACAUUCGAACUUAGUAUUUCCCAGUCUGGCAUUUGUCUGUUCGUUUGCUAUGCGUACAUGACCGUGCCAGGUUUAGCUGGCUAGCUAGCUAGCUAACUAGCUACAUUGUUUAAAACUUUAUUAAGGGAAGCGAGGUGUUUUUGUAUAAGUACCGCCAACUGAUUGGAAACUUGAGGAACUCGACGUUAUAAUUGGUGUAAUUAGCUAGCUACCGUAGCUAAGGGGGUUUGGCUUUCCGUGGCGUCUUAUAGGCAGUCAAGAAAGAACUGAAGAUGACGACGCAUAACGUUACAUGACACAGAAGGCUGGGUUACACGGAACUCCCCCAUACCACCUGUGGCUUGCAAGUGCACGUCAAGCUAUAUUACAUCGUCAAUGGCCAACCAUCUUGAUUGCCAACAGUCCUCCAGAUGAUGGAUGUCCUAAGUCUGAAAGCCUUUGUGCAUGAUUCUCAGUUCAUGCUAGUCUAUAAACAUCCUACUCUUGUUGACCUACUUUAUUCCCAUGCUUUUGUCAAAUUACAUUUUAGUUUGUAAUUGAAUUGACUUUACAGAAGUACUUUUUUGGAAGGAGCCAAAUCUUUCUAUUUCCAAAGGGGGGGGAAAAGUCUUUAGUCUUCCAUUACCUUUAUUUGUGAUUGUAUGGAUGCAAUAUAGGCUUUGAGUGGCUGCUCACUCUGUGUGGGUGGAGAUAUGUCUGACAACUUCUUAGACAAGAUGGUGAGGUUCUUGUCACCCCUGUCCAAGAAUGCCAGUUGCUCCAGCUCGGACUCUCAGCUCGGCGAGCGGAUCGGCCCUGAAGUCCGUCGCCGUCACCACACUAUGGAGAGAGAGCAGCUGAAAGGCGAACACCGGUUUGUCCGCCGCAGUGUCAUUUGCGACUCCAACGCCACAGCUUUGGAGCUUCCCAGCAAAAUCGUACCUCUGAGCUUGCCGCCGGACUGCCCCACAGCCCCUGCUGUCUGUGAUAUUGGCAUUCCCAAAGCCACUGCCUCAAUUGAGACCUCUGGAAGCACUGAUGGACAGGUGGUAGAGAGGGCUCAGGGUGCAGGCAGCAGCUUUCACAAUGAGCUGGUCGAAGAGGUGAGGCCUGUAUUGUCAACAAGUUGUGGUAUGGAGACAAAGCAGGUGUCUCCUCUGGGUUCCUGUAGUGAAGCAUCAGAGCUGAAGUCAGGCAGUGCUGUAGCCUCUAAACCUGAAAACGAAAAUGUGGAAGAUGAGGAAAGCAAGGAGAAGGCUCGAGCAGAGGCUGAGCUGCAACGUGAGGCUGAGAAAAAGGAGCAAGAGGACAUAGAAGAGGUUGAGACAAAGGCUGUUGGCACCUCUCCUGAUGGUCGGUUUUUGAAGUUUGAUAUCGAGAUUGGACGCGGCUCGUUCAAGACCGUGUAUAAAGGACUGGAUACGGAAACAACUGUGGAGGUGGCAUGGUGUGAACUGCAGGACCGAAAAUUGUCCAAGGCUGAACGACAGCGCUUCAAAGAGGAGGCAGGAAUGCUGAAAGGCCUACAGCACCCCAACAUCGUGCGCUUCUAUGAUUCCUGGGAGUCCCCCUGCAAGGGAAGAAAGUGUAUUGUACUUGUGACGGAGCUCAUGACAUCGGGCACUCUAAAGACGUAUCUGAAGCGCUUUAAAGAGAUGAAGAUCAAAGUCCUGCGCAGCUGGUGUCGUCAGAUCCUGAAGGGCCUUCACUUCCUGCAUACCAGGUCUCCUCCCAUCAUCCACCGCGAUCUCAAGUGCGACAACAUCUUCAUCACUGGACCCACUGGCUCCGUCAAGAUCGGAGACCUGGGCCUUGCCACUCUCAAGAGGGCUUCCUUUGCCAAGAGCGUUAUAGGUACCCCUGAGUUCAUGGCUCCUGAGAUGUAUGAGGAGAAGUAUGACGAAUCAGUGGAUGUCUAUGCCUUUGGGAUGUGUAUGCUGGAGAUGGCUACCUCUGAGUACCCGUACUCCGAGUGCCAGAAUGCGGCACAGAUCUAUCGCAGAGUGACCAGCGGGGUGAAGCCUGGCAGUUUUGACAAGGUUGCGAUUCCUGAAGUUAAAGAAAUCAUAGAGGGGUGUAUUCGUCAAAACAAAGAUGAGAGGUAUUCCAUCAAGGACCUGUUGAACCAUGCGUUUUUCCAGGAAGAGACAGGUGUUCGUGUUGAGCUGGCUGAAGAAGAUGAUGGGGAGAUGGUUGCCAUCAAACUGUGGCUUCGCAUUGAGGAUGUUAAGAAGCUCAAAGGGAAAUACAAGGAUAAUGAAGCCAUUGAGUUUUCCUUUGACCUCCAUAAAGAUGUCCCAGAGGACGUGGCACAGGAAAUGGUUGACUCGGGUUACGUCUGUGAGGGUGACCAUAAAAUCAUAGCCAAGGCCAUAAAGGACCGUGUAGCUCUGAUCUGCAGGAAGAGAGAGCAGCGUCAGCUGGUUCGGGAGGAGCAAGAGAAGAGGAAGCAGGAAGAGGAGGUGGGAAGGCAGGCUCAGGGUGAGCCCCCUCAGCCACAGCCUCCCAUCACCAAGCCCCCUCCUACCACUCUAGUGCCAGUUCCCAUAGAGACAGAGGAGCCUGAGGGGGAGCAGCACCUACUAUUACAGAAGGAGCCUGGUGCUCCUGCUUCAGUAGCCAUAUGUGGUAUAGAGCCUUCUCCUGAACAGCCAGGGGUAACUUCCUACAGCUCUCUGCAGCCGGAGCUGCAGCCUCAACCCUCUGCAACUCUGCACAGUGCUCAUCCCCAACUGCCCCAGCAGCAGUCUGGGAUCCAUCCACAUGGCUUGGCGCCUACCUCUCAAGGCAGCAGUGCUGUCCCUGCUGUGCCCAUCUCUCAUCCUGGAACCACUGCUCCACAGCAGACCUCUCUGCCAGCUCCUGUUCAGCCCAGCGUCUCCCUGCAGCACCACCCACCACCACCAGAUGGCAGUGUUGUAUCCCAGAGCUCGAUACAGCUCCCACAACCACAGGGUCCUCAGGCCUUGCAGAUUCCAGUGAGUAUGUCGCAGCCUCUACCUGCAGAGCAGACUCAAGCCCAGGCAGUGCAGAUUCCACCAUCUUUUGAGAGCGGCCUAUCAGACACUGUGCCAGGGCCAAGUGAUGGGAACGAGGUCAGAAGCGAGGCGAAGCGAGGGAAGCGCCACCAGCACCGCUCUGUGCGCAGCCGCUCACGUCACGACAGGACGGCCAGGGCCAAGCUCGUUGUGCUCAAUAUUUCUAAUAUUGGUGACAGAGUAGCCGAAUGCCAGUUGGAAACCCACAACAGAAAAAUGGUGACAUUCAAGUUUGACCUAGAUGGAGACAACCCUGAAGAAAUUGCGCAGAUCAUGGUCCAGAGUAACUUCAUCCUGGAAAGUGAGCAUGAGUCCUUCAUUGAUCAGGUGCGCGAGGUCAUAGACAUGGCAGAUGAGGAAGGUGAAGGUAUAAGUGACAGCUAUCCUCAGGUGGCAAGUGACCCAGACCAGCCGACCCCCGAGAUAUCCACUCCAGUUCUGCCUGGUAUACCCCCAAAUGUGGCUGCACAGGUGGUACACUCAGCAGGACGCCGUUUCAUUGUCAGCCUUGUGCCAGAACCACGACACCGAGAGUUCUGUUCUGGUCCUUUGUCAACCAACACAUCUUUCGGAGAUGACCAGCCAGUGUCUGACCCUGGCCCAGUUGUCAAUCCACAACAGGAGCAGAGUAAUCAGGCUCCUAACACAAUCCAGCUCCCUGUAUUGCCUCCUCAAGUUGGAGCACCUGCAUCUCAACCUGUAUACCAGAAUCCACUGACAGCCACUGUUCCUGCAGUAACCCACAGUUCCGUCUCACCACAUUCUGUUGCUCAACCACCCACAACAGGCAGGAUCUCCCCUUCCACAGCUGCCUCAGAGCGGCCUGCCUCUCAGCGUCGUCCCUCACUGCCUUCCACAAAUGCCUCCAGCCAGCAGCUGGAGAGCAAUGGCAGCAUCAUACCCUCUGCUGUGGAUCAGCCACUUGUUCCCAAUGCCUCCACACAGGUGCCACCAGGUCUCUCAGCUAACCCCACACCUAUGCCUGUAGCCGUCCCCAGCCACAAUGGGGAAAACGAGGGAGAGAUGCAGGGAAAGUCACCAGGUAUCGAGGAUAUCCAUGCCCUGGACAAAAAGCUACGCUCACUUUUCCAAGACCAGGGUUCCUCCUCAGGCCUGUUGCCCCAGCCUGAUGCAUCUGGGGACACAGUCCCCACCGCCUCACCACCCAACACCAUGAGCUCCCCUCCCCCUGGCCUGGCUUCUGAUGGAGCCCACAUACCACCAGGCAGUUUGUCCCUGAGUUCCAGUGGGCACUUUCCUCCUGGUGCCUUUGCCUCUCCAGGACAGUCAGGAUCAACUGCUGUAUAUGUUCAAAGUCCUCAGGUGGACCCUGGCACUCAAAGGCUGCAGACCUCUGUUGUUGCCCAUCAGGAUGAGCAGACCACCAUAGAGUACAGGCAGCAUGUAGCAACCCCAGAGGUUGAAGGCUUCCAACUUGGCCGAUUUCAGGUUUCCGUGGCCAAUGAUCAUGUCCUAGAUGAUGUUCCUGACCACAAAAUUAUGGCUUCAUUUUCAUCCACUACUCCUUCUGCAUUAUCUUCCUCAUCCUCCUCAUUGAUAUCAAGCCCUGAAAAUACCCUCCAUAAGUCUCAAACCAUGCAGAACACAUACCCUGAACACAGCAUUUCAGAUUCCCUACCUGCUGCUGCCGCUACCACCAUUGGUCGCUUUCAGGUGACGUGCUCCGCGGACCUCAGCACGGGCCAUUUCUCGGUUACUCCAGCUAGGGGGGAGGAGGAGGAGGAGGAGGAGGAGGUGGUGGUGGUGGUGGUGGAGGAAGCGGCUACUGGGAACUCAAAGAAUGGACCAAAUAGUAGUCUGGUUCUCAAUAUGUCUACUGCUGGCCCAGCCAGAUCUCGCUACUGCUUAAGCAGUGAUGACUCUGAGCCAGAGGACGAAGCUUUUGAGAAAGUGAUCAGAGAGCUCAGAGAGAGACACAAGAAUGAGAUCCAGGUCUUGCAGACCAAGCAGAAGAAGGAGAUUGAGGAGUUGUUUGCACGGAUGGGCAAAACACGCCCAUCUGUGGUGGUAGCCACUGCAGCAGCAGUGGCAGGAGGCCGGAGGAGACCCACUAAAGGCAAGGGCAGCAAGUCAGGCCGUAAUGGCAGCAGUCAAUGCAGCCCCCAGCAUCAAGGAGAUGAAUAUUCCACACAAAGCGGACAGGCUUUAGGUCCAUCAACCAUGCAGAAAGUUUCACAAACUGCACCUGUUCAAGAUGUCCAGUCAGAAGGAACCACUAUCAUCAUAAAUAAAGCUGAGAAUGGUUCAAGCCAAGCUAAUCUUCCUCGAAAAGGCACAUUUACAGAUGACCUCCACCAGCUGGUUGACAAUUUUGCUCGGGAUGCCAUGAGUCUGGCCCAAGUCAAGAAGGGUGGAAAACAAAAUUCACAAAGCCAUGAUACAAUGCCUCGCAAGUUUUCUGCACCGGGGCAGCUUUGCUGUGGUUCUGUGUCUGCUCCCUCCAAUCCUGCUCCUGGAAGAAAGGGAUCAUUGUGUUCAACCUUCCAACAGUAUGGUUACCCUUGCACGCCUUACGGUGCCCCACAGUGGACAAUGUCUGUGGGACCUGCACAGGUGGGUCUGAUACAACCUAUAGUCACAAACACUCUCCAGCAAGGCUUCAACGUGACCACAGGGGCUCACAAACCAGGAAAUAAUGGUGGAGGAACCAAUAUGAGGACCACUCAGGCGAGCUAAGACACAAGUGGGUAGAACCUCUGUCACUUUUAGGAACACCUCAGUGCAGAAAUUUGGGCUGGUUUAGAAGACCUUGGAAUGUGACCUCAGUUUCAGGCACCAUAUUUAAGUACAGAACGGGAUUUAAUCUGUGCAGACAACUAACUGUAUUUGAGUCCUGGCAACACAAUAGGGGAAAACAUCUUCCAAGUCUCAGAAUAAGGUGUUCCACACAACCUAAUGUUAAGACCUCUCUCCAAUCUAAAGGCAAAUGUAAAUAGACUGUUUAUAUCUAUUUACAGUCUUGUUGUGACUUGUUUAGUUACAAACUGACCAAGCCUUAUCUUUGAGAGCACUUAAGACAUGGAAUAGAGCAAUAAGGAUUUUAAAAGUCCUUGUAAUGGUUAAACUCAUGUUAAGGCCUUAAGCUUUGGUCUUCUUAGACACACAAAUGGAUGUCACUUGUUAUAAGAAGGUUUAGUGGUACUUUUUUUUUUUAAACAUUUUCCUGAGCAAUCUGCAGUUUAGAUAAGACUGUCUUAUCUACACUGGAUCCAGUGUAGAUAUAUAAAAUGUCAAAGUUAAAUGCUGCCACUAAAGUCCAUCUGUAAGUAAGCAAGACAGCAAUAAAUGAGAAUAACGUAAGGAAAGGCCUUUGCUAGUAUUGAUUUGGGGAUUUACAUUUACAUUAGAUGAGCUUAUUACAUGUUAAUCAUGGUUAUAAUGGUAGAGGAUCUCGUUCUUUUUGAGACUUCUUUCAAAUAUGCACAAUUUUGUAAAGAAAAAAGGUUAAUUAAAACCGUUUGAAUUAAAAGGACAAAGAUGUGCAAUAUAUGAAGGUUUAAAAAAGCAGGAUAAUACUGCACUUGACUAAUUUUUACACUUUUUCCAUUGCAAGUAUUUAGACUGUGACCUUUUUUUUUUGUAUUUGACAUCUGUAUAGUCAAAACAAUGUGUAGGCCUGUUUUCUCAUGUUUCCAGAAAAUGUACUGUAAUUUGAUGGGUGUAACCUGGGAUGGCUAAGAUGCAUCCUGGUAACCUGCAGGCUACAUACAUAAGCGGUGCCUUCUUAAAUCAUAAGAUAUUUUCAAUUUGAAGCACCAUUAUCUGCCCCCAUUCAUGCAUCUCCACUAAAACAAAUGGUAUGGUUGGUGAUGGACAGAAUUGCUGGAAUGGACAGAAUAUUUCUGUAAAUAAAAAUGCAUCCAAAAAUGUUCUCUGUGGAGGCUACAGUAUUGCACAUUAGUAUCAAUUUGUCUUUUUGAUCUACCACUUUUCUAAGCAUUUUUACCAAGCCACAAACAGUGCCAUUCUCAUACAGAAGUGACCAACUUUCACCUCUGAAAUAAUUGACUUGACUUCUCUAGAGAAGGGGGAAAAUGUUACUGCAAUGCAGAAUAUGCACCAUUUUGAGAGGUUAAACAGGGGCGGAAGGCUCAUUUUACCUUUAAUACCAGAGUGCAUGACUAAGUAAAUCUUUAAUCUGAUUUUGCUCAACCACAUUCUCACACUUUAAAAUACCACUGUCACAAACCACGCCCUGCUGUAAUUGCCUUUUCAAAACUGCAUGUAUUUAUAAACAAUCCCAGCCAUUCAUUAUUCUGCAUUAAAUCUGUAGUUAAAUAUUGAUGUAAUUUCAUUUGUCCCAGGUCUUUUUGGUGGCUGUAGUGAUGGUUGUUAAUCUUGUUUAAAAAAAAAAAAAAAAAAAAAAA
Electrophorus electricus (electric eel) is the source of this 7850-nucleotide messenger RNA. RefSeq names its product WNK lysine deficient protein kinase 1a (gene wnk1a). Lineage: Eukaryota; Metazoa; Chordata; Actinopteri; Gymnotiformes; Gymnotidae. Gene Ontology annotation, biological process: protein phosphorylation. Gene Ontology annotation, molecular function: ATP binding; protein serine/threonine kinase activity. The record is from RefSeq and is a predicted model, not a curated record.